CGCGGAUCAGGAUUGCGCCGCAAAUUUCGAAUAAAAGCACUGAAAACACCCACUCCGACAGAACUGUCGUCUUUUUUUGUCGGUAAUUCGACUACUAUGGCCGCUGCUUCAGGCUUGAACAAGGAAGGGAGCUUGGCAGACAACAUCAGAGGCGUGUUCGACGGUGCCCUCCAACCCGGAGCACGGCCAUGUCUUUUGAUAAUCGACUUCGUCCAGGCUUAUCUGAAGAAGGACUCCCCACUUUACGCUGGUGUAGAAGAUGCUUUGGCUUCAACGAAGCGUUUGCUAGCUCUUGCGAGGCGUCAGCGGCUCCCUGUGGUUCAUACAAGGGUUGAAUUCUUGCCAGGCGGAUUAGAUGGUGGCAUCUUCUUCCGCAAACUACCCCUUCUUAAAAUUUUUGAGAAAGGAUCACCUAUGGGAAACUUUCAUCCAGAUGUCAUGCCCCUUCCGAAUGAAGUUAUCGUAACGAAGCAAUAUGCUAGCGCCUUUUUCGGAACCUCCCUGGCGCCAACCCUCAGAGCUCAAGGAGUCGACACCGUGCUUAUUGCGGGACUCUCGACGUCCGGAUGCGUCCGCGCCACAGCAACAGAUGCGUGCCAACACGGCUUCAUUCCAAUCGUUGUUGAGGAUGCGGUUGGUGAUCGACAUAAUCAGGUCCACGAGUCUAAUUUGUUCGAUAUUAAGGCGAAGUACGCUGAGGUCUGGGACGAGGAAGCUGCAAGCAUGUACAUAAAAAAUCGUGAACAAUGAAGCGGCAAAGCUUAUUUUGAAAAAUCGUACCAAUUAAAUUUGAAGCCCG
Messenger RNA from Nannochloropsis gaditana CCMP526, 799 nucleotides. RefSeq names its product isochorismatase hydrolase. The record is from RefSeq and is a predicted model, not a curated record. The annotation marks the transcript as partial. The transcript has a single exon.